AUGCGAUCUGUACCGUUGCCAGUCUUUCUCUGGGCGGUACUGUCACACGUCGCACUAGCAACCGUCCACGAUUCGAUCUCCAGUCUCGACACAACCGAAUGGGACGUCAUCAUUGUCGGUGGUGGCACUGCGGGCUCUGUCCUAGCUAGUCGCUUAUCAUCAAACGCGAGUGUAUCUGUGCUUCUCGUUGAAGCUGGUGGAGACAACGAUGGCCCUUCUGCCUCUGAGAUACAAGUGCCCUUCUUCGCGUCGCAAGCCGAUACGUCGGGCUCGCCAUACACCUGGAACUACACGACCGUUCCCCAAAGCCCAUUGGGCAACCGCUCGCUACCUUAUCCCAGGGGUUAUGUGCUCGGAGGAUCUAGUUCUAUAAAUGGGAUGGCGUAUACGAGGGGUGCAUCUGAUGAUUUUGACCGACUGGCUAACGUAUCGGGUGAUCCAGGAUGGUCUUGGGACAGUCUCGUGUCAUACUUUCUGAAGAGUGAACAAAACGUUGCCCCUGCAGAUGGACACAAUACCACAGGACAGUACGAUCCCGCCUGGUAUGGCGACGGGCCUGUGCUGACCAGUUUGCCUGGUUGGUCGUCGGCCAUUGACGAAAGGGUGAUAGCGACGACACAGGAACUGGCUGACGAGUUCCCGUUCAAUGAGGAGAUGAACGACGGAAGCCCGCUCGGCAUCAGCCGGUUGCAUUCGACCAUUGGACACAGCGUGCGGAGUAGCUCUGCUACGGCGUUCUUGUCGCCGGAUGUGCGUGCAAGAGCAAACCUUGAUAUUCUGAUCAAUACGCGCGCCACGAGAGUGAUCCCGACGGGGAACUCGGACGGACAGCCUGAGCUCAGGGCUGUGGAGGUCGCGGCAAAUAGUACAGCAGCUCGUGUUGUGCUCAAUGCACGUCGAGAGGUUGUCUUGUCGGCAGGCACGAUCGGCACACCACACAUCUUGAUGCUCUCGGGGAUAGGAAAUACGUCCGAGCUCAGCUUAUUUGGUAUCAACACAGUCGUCGAUUCACCCGAAGUUGGCAAAGCGCUACACGACCAACCAUUCUUCUUCCUGCAGUGGUCAGUCAACAGCACCGACACCGUAGAUAGCAUCCUCAACAACGCAACCCUCUACUCGGAGAGUGUCGCUCAAUAUGAGAGUAACGGAACGGGCCUUCUCGUAGAGUCGCCCUUCGCAGCAAAUCAGUUCGGCUUCCUUCGACUCCCGAACGACUCGAGCGUGCUCGCCACGCAUGGCGACCCAGCGGCUGGACCGGGCGCACCACACUUCGAAAUCAGCUUCACGAACGGUUAUUCCAGUAAUGUUCAGGCUCCACCGACGACUGGUAACUUUGUCAGCGGUGCAGUUGUAUUGGUCUCGCCAACAUCGCGAGGUUCGGUAGUCCUGAACUCUUCGUCGCCAUUUGACCCGCCGCUCAUUAAUCCUGGGCUUCUCAUCACGGACGUAGACAUGGGGAUCAUCGUCGCGGCAUCCCGAGCGCUCAACACAUUCUUCUCUGCGGACGCGUGGAUAGGUUAUAUCAUUGCGCCGGCGGAAGGGAGUCCGGAUUAUAAUGAUACGCGGAGCAUCGAGGCAUUCGUGAGGGAGAACAUUGUCAGCAUCAGCCACCCGGUAUCGACCGCUCGGAUAGUGGAUAUGGAAACGGGUCUGGGCGUGGUCAAUGCUGAUUUGACGGUACGCGGUGUACAAGGACUGCGCGUUGUUGACGCGAGCGUGUUGCCGUAUGUACCUUCUGCGCAUCCACAAGCAGCGGUGUAUGCGCUGGCGGAACGGGCGGUGGAUAUUAUUGUAGGCUCGUGGUACUAG
This is a messenger RNA of Peniophora sp. CBMAI 1063, 1809 nucleotides long. Lineage: Eukaryota; Fungi; Basidiomycota; Agaricomycetes; Russulales; Peniophoraceae. The record is from the annotation of a GenBank genome assembly.